This is a messenger RNA of Lentinula edodes (shiitake mushroom), 1715 nucleotides long. RefSeq names its product amidohydrolase. The transcript has 17 exons. Gene Ontology annotation, molecular function: dipeptidase activity. The record is from RefSeq and is a predicted model, not a curated record. Lineage: Eukaryota; Fungi; Basidiomycota; Agaricomycetes; Agaricales; Omphalotaceae. The coding region runs from base 161 to 1660 and encodes 499 amino acids.
AGUCGAAUAUGACUCUUCUUCCGCCAAUGGCGGAACGUUCAUCAUCAUCGGGUGUGUCAGUUAGAGGUUACCGACAGACAUUCGCAGGCGGGAAUAUGCAACGGCAGCUACGGAGCGAGCGGAGAAGAGCGGAGUGGAUUGACUCAAUUACUUACAGAUAAUGUUCGGUCUGGAUCUUGUGCAAAUUUUUACCACUUCCUUUCACAUUGUGAGCACCAUGAGACCAAAAAAUGUCGAUCGUCAAACGAGUGGUUGCUUCGGAGGCUUCAAACUGCGGUCUUUCGUUAGCGGAAAGCAGAAACAAGGAAACGAAAAAUUACCAGCUUCGAGGGAAGGAGAUGAGAAGGUUCUGGCACCUUCUCGCGACUUUGACUUUGGCAUACCGUCUGAAUGGGGUUUAUCCCUCGAACAGUCAUCAUUUGACUCUUCCCUUCCUCCUUACACUACACUUGUGGAUGCGAGCAAAUCCUCCGCGGCAGAACAAACGAUCAGCAGGGUCUUAGAUGAACUUGAGUCUGAAUUGCAUGAAUUGAGCAUGAAAAUACAUGACCAUCCAGAGAUCGCUUUUCAAGAAAGAUACGCGCGAGACACACUAACAGCAUUCAUGCACCGCCAUAAAUUUCAUGUUACUUCCGGAUAUCUCGGUUUGGAAACAGCUUGGCGGGCUGAAUAUUCUUAUGGGAGAGGUGGGAAGGUCAUUGGCAUUAAUUCAGAAAUGGACGCACUGAAAGGAAUUGGACAUGCAUGCGGUCACAACCUCAUCGCUGCAAGCGGCUGUGGAAUCGCAGUCGCGUUGAAGGUUGCAUUGGAGACUCAUGAUAUUCCUGGAAAAAUAAUUCUCUUAGGAACGCCAGCGGAGGAGGGCGGGGGAGGAAAGAUCAUCCUUCUCCAAAGAGGGGGGUACGAUGAAAUGGACUUCUGUCUGAUGUCACAUCCAGGACCAGGACCCCUGAAUUCCUUCGACAUCGGCUCGACGACGGCUGUUCUAACUUUCGAAGUUGAAUAUCUUGGGAAAGGCGCCCACGCUGGGGCAGCACCAUGGGAAGGUAUCAAUGCACUGGAUGCAGCGUUUCUUGCCUAUUCUAGCCUGUCCGUCCUUCGGCAGCAGAUGAAACCAACUCAUCGGUCGCAUGGUAUCGUUCAAGGACAAGACUGGAUCUCCAAUGUAAUUCCGGACAACGCAAGAUUGCGCUGGCAGGUGAGGGCCCCCACUUACGAUGAACUGGUCGUACUUGCAGAGAGAGUCCGUAAAUGUUUCGAAGCAGCGGCUCUAGCAACAGGCUGCACAGUGAAAAUCGAUCAAGACUCGAAGUUGCCGUAUUACGAGCUGAAGAAUAAUCCUAUCCUUGCGAGGAUAUUUAGUGGAAUUGUCCGGACCCAGUAUGGGCACUCUGUGCGCACGAAUGGCUCCGCAGCUUCCACGGACUUUGGCAAUGUCAGUUAUCACUUGCCAGCUCUGCACCCAUUGUAUUCUAUACCCACAGAACCUCAUGGAGGUAAUCAUACCCCAGCCUUCACAAAAGCCUCAGCAACAAAAGAAGCCCACGCCGCCAACAUGAUUGCUACUCGAGGCUUAGCAAUAACUGGACUCCGUGUGAUCCAAGAUGAUGAACUUUUCCGAGAGAUGCAAGCUACAUCAGCUUGCCACUCUGCACUUUGAAUAUUGGACACUCCGUUUACUUUCAUACUUGGUUUUACGAGGGCGUCCAAAGGGG